Molecule: messenger RNA, 2768 nt
Organism: Plutella xylostella (diamondback moth)
Lineage: Eukaryota; Metazoa; Arthropoda; Insecta; Lepidoptera; Plutellidae
Biological process (GO): regulation of transcription by RNA polymerase II
Cellular component (GO): nucleus
Molecular function (GO): RNA polymerase II cis-regulatory region sequence-specific DNA binding; zinc ion binding; DNA-binding transcription activator activity, RNA polymerase II-specific
Source: RefSeq, a predicted model, not a curated record
GAAAAAACAGUGUUUUUCAUUGAUUGUAAACGUUGUAAAUAUGGGUAACUCAAGCCUAAAUACAGCGCUAUCUUUAAGAACCACUAAACACACAUUUUAACAAUGGGAAUGAGUGAAAAUUCACAACAAAUCCGUCAAGCAAUAUUGUUUUGUUUGGUAUGGAAAGUAAACUUUAAAGCUUGACGCUAAACAGUGCGAUAAACCUUGAGAAUAUGCGGUGCUGCGUUCCAAGCUGCAGAAAUGACUCGCGAAACAUAUCCAAGACUGACGGAAUCACGUAUCAUGUGUUCCCAACUGACCCAGUACAGCGACAAGCAUGGCUGAAAGGGCUCGGGCGGCCCAACUGGGAGCCAAAGGAGCGCGCCACGGUGUGCUCGCAACACUUCUUUGCUGAGGACAUGUAUGAGACGCAGGGUGGGAUGCGCAAAGUGAGGGCGGGGGCUGUGCCACUGGUUGUGCCGCCGGUUGUGCCACUGGCUGCGCCGCCCGCUGCGGCCAGCGAGCCUGUCAGUGAAAAGGUGUGCAGAAUGUGUCUCGCGAUGGACGUGGACCUGCUCUCGAUGAAGAAGUGCAAGCUGGAGGCCUACUACGAACUCAUCACCGGCGUAUCGCUAUCGGACGUGCGUCUGCCAACGCGCAUAUGCGCGCUGUGCGCGCGGCGCGCGGCGGCGGGCGCUCGGCUAAGAGACCAGUGCGUGCGCGCCGACGCGAUAUUGACGGCUCUGCUUACUAGUGAACAGAGGCAUAUGCUCGCUGUGCGCGCCGACGCGAUACUGACGGCGCUGCUCACUAGCGAACAGAGGCUAACGGAACAGAACAUAAAAUCUAUUGAUCGAGAAGCGAACAACCUCACUUCCCCGCUGACAGUCCACAUUGUACCUGACCACCAGUACUUACUCAUCACAGAAACAGCUGAAGAUUUAAAAAUAAAAGAAAACAAAAUGGAUGAACCUCCUUCGCUACACGAAGUUAACGUAGCAGAAGCUAUAGAAGUAAAAAACGAAGAUGAUGAUAACACAUUCUUCGACGACGAACCCAAUUUUGAUGAUAACAUGGAACCGGCAAAAAUAAACGACACUGAUCAUAUAGAAAGCAAUUAUGAAGAAAACGACAAUUUCAUUCCGUCGGAUAACUCUUCGUGCGACAGCAUACCUAUAAACCAACUGAAAAAGGCCAAACUUAAAAAGAAAAAAGAGGAGAAAAAACCAGCCAAAAAGGUUGCAAAAGUUCGCAAGAAGGCCGUUAAAAAAGAUCCAACAGAACCUAAAAUCGAUAGACGUAGAAAACCGUUUUUGAAUGAAGAUCUAAACGAAACGUUGUUCACAAUAAUAGACUUGACUUAUGAGGAGCAGAUAGCUGAAAUAGAGAAAAGACAAGAGUCUUCUAAUUAUAAAAAUGCGGUGUACAAGUGUACUGAAUGCUAUAAAGGAUUUUUGGAUGAAGAUGCGUACGAGACACAUAUGGUCAGGCAUACUGAUGCGUGCGGAGAGUACACGUGUAAAAUCUGCAAGACUCACUUCAAGCAGCCGCACGCGCUGCGCAAACAUAUAACUGCACAUCACACUCACCGGUUCAGCUGCAACUGUUGUGUCUAUGUCACCACACAUCGACAGACGGCGCGGCUGCACGAGCGCUGGCACAAGGGCACCAAGUAUCAGUGCCCGCACUGCCCGGAAGAGUUCGUUCGCUUCACAACGUACAUGGGCCACGUGCGUAUAAAACACCCGUCAGACUUCGUGUGCGCGCGUUGCGGAUACUCCUUCGUCUCCGCUAAGGGCAUAGAGCUGCAUAAGAAGCUGAAGCAUAGAUUGGAAGAUCAGCCCAUCCCAGCUGACGGCCCGCUCUGCUCACUGUGCAACAUUCGAUUCGCGACGGAGGACGCGCGACAACGACACAUGCAGGUGUCGCUGCGACACGCCGCUGACAAAGAGCCUAAAGAAGCGAACGCUCCCAAGGGCCAGCGCAAGCCGCGAGACGGCAAGAGCCAGAGGAAGGAGAGAGACGCGCGGAGAGAAGAGCCGGACAAGAAGUACCCGAGCCAGAUGAGGAAGGCCGAGGGACCCAUACCUUGUGAACAGUGCGGCAUGCAACUAGAAGACUCGCGUGCCUACCACGGCCACUUCCGACGGGCGCACCCGGACAAGAACCGAACCAACUACCCCUCCAUGAAGUCACCUUGCAUGUGCGAGGUCUGCGGACGCAUGUUCCAGUCGUUCGCGCUACUCAAGGACCACACGUGGACGCACACCGGCGAGAAGCCGUUCAAGUGUGAACUGUGCAACAAGACGUUCCGCAUGAAGCAACGGCUGGUCGCCCACCGGCGCGUGCACAGUGCGCAGCGAGCGUCGUACACCUGCGCCGUGUGCCACAAGCACUUCUCCACGCACAGCAACCGCCAGCGGCACAUGUUUAUCCACACGGGCCUAAAGCCAUUCAAGUGUGAAAUGUGCGGCAAGUGCUUCAAGCACGCGAGCGAGAAGCGCGCUCACGUUUCCUACGUGCACCUGAAGAAGCCGUGGCCGAAGCGAGCGCGCGCCAAGAGACAACAUGCGACGCCUAACGAGCUAGACGACGAGAUGCGAGACGCCCCGGCCGAAGCCCCGCUGUGGCCGCCGUGCGACCCCAAGCUGAACGACAUGGCGCAGAUCAUACACGACAAACCCAUGUACUAUAACAAUAUUAAGAUUUAACCCGCUCUCCCUUAGGUACUGUGUCUUACGUCUAAGUGCCAAUUUCGCCGUAGUGGGUUAGAGCAUAACCAGGGAUUA